This is a messenger RNA of Rotaria sp. Silwood2, 2655 nucleotides long. NCBI's taxonomy places the organism in Eukaryota, Metazoa, Rotifera, Eurotatoria, Philodinida, Philodinidae. The record is from the annotation of a GenBank genome assembly.
AUGUUUUUGUCAAGAAUAAGUCGAUUUGGUACUGUUUUUUGUUUCAAUGCUCACCGUAUUAAAUCUUCACCAUUAUGCAUUGAUUCAGCGUUCAUUCGCCGCUUUCAAUUUUGUUUUAAAACCGUUUUAGCAUUUAUUAUUAGUGGAUUUAUUGCAUAUGGCACUCGAUUACGUUAUCAAUUAGAUCAACAAUAUAUCAUAUGUGUGAUUAGUGCUAUAUCAAUACAAGAAACAGUUGGAUUAACAUUAUCCUCAAAUAUUCAAACGAUAAUUUCCAUUGUUCCUCUUUCUAUUAUUCUUUUUAUUAUUCACAUCAUUGGUCUUUCCUAUGGGCAUUAUUUAGCGGCUGAACUUCUAUUACUAAUUUUAUCAUUUCUUAUUGCUUAUCAAUGUACACAAAUUCAAACACGAAAAAUAGCUUUGUUAUAUAAUGCAAUAUUUUUUUCAACGAUUGUUAAUGAGGAAAAACUUCCAAUACUAUUUGUUUUUUUAUUAUUGGCAGUAUUCCUUAUCGGAAUGAGUAUAUCAAUAUUUGUUUCUCUAUUGGUAUUUCCAUUAUUUGCCACCAUUGAUGUUGAAAAUCGUUUUAAUUAUUGCUUACGUUAUUUCCAACGUAUGUAUUAUCUUAUCAUUCAAGCUUUUUUAUCGCCAGAUCCAAUAGCUGCUAAAGUUUCACUUUCACGUGCAUCGAUUAUUGAAGAUAUAAUUCGUCAAACAUUAAUUAUUAUGCAGACAAGACUAGUGGAAGCAAGAUACGAGCCGUCGAGAUUAUUACAACGAAUAUUUUUUCGAAAACGAAAACAUAUGAUUGAUCUGAAUAUUCAAGGUUUGUCAAUUAAAUUUGAAUCAACUUUUUUCAUGAUGUUUUCUUUAGAACAAGUCAAUUUAUUAAGUUCAUUAAUGUUUCAUGUGUCAUCUCUUCAAUUAAUGGUCAAUAAAUGUCAAUUUAAUGAAUAUCAUCAUGCUUUAAGAUGCGAACUUCAAUCCAGUCUUAUUUACCUUAAUUCAUGUCAAUCAAGUCUUAUUUCAUCUUUGACAUCAACUCAAUCAGUAUCUAAAGAUAGAUUCAUUUAUCGUUUAACUAACCUUCACGUAUCUGUGGAUUUCGUUCAUUCAUCCUAUAAGAAAGUUUGUCUUAAUCAGAUGGAAAAUAUUCUUCAAUUAGACGAUCAUCUUUCACAUGCUUUCUUUCUUUUUCAAUUAUUCACUAUUGUGAAAUUAUUAAUCGAAUCAACAAGCGAUUAUUCCAAGAAAGAUAUUGUACAAGAAAAGAAAAUAUCUCGUUUGAAUUCAUGUUUUCAAUUUCAAUGGCCAAGAAUUUUACUAUCGAUUAAAAGUAUGAUUAUUAUUGGAGUUGGUUCCAUCUUUGUCAUGGUUCCAUAUUUAGCAAAGAUAUUUGAAAAUGGACAAUGGAUAUUAAUUGCUCUCUGUAUGACACAAGCGGAUACUGUUGGAGGAGCAUUUACAACAAUGAAAAUGAGACUGACGGGAACUCUUUUAGGUGCCAUGUGGUCCUACAUAACCUAUUUAUUAGUUCGUGAUAAUAUAUUUGAAACAUUUGUCAUAUUAGUUCCAUGGGUAUUUUUAUUUGGUUAUUUAAGAUUAUUUCCUAAAUGGGGUUACACAGCCGCCGUCGCUCUACUUACCCCGAUACUUAUCAAUUUAGGUCGAUUACCCUUUGGAGAUGCCUUACCAGCUGGAAAUUAUGCAUUACUUCGAAUUGAAGAAAAUUUUGUUGGAAUUACAAUUGCCAGUAUUAUAACAUUGACCAUAUUUCCUGUUUUUGCCAUUGAUUUAUUAAAAGAAAAUAUUCAAAAAAGUUUCGAAUCAUGUAAAGAUAGUAUUAAUUCCAUGCAUAAAGUAUAUGAUGAAUUAUUUCAUCAUCAACAUAUGGAAAACGAGAUUUCGAUUGAUUUCGAAAAUAAAAAUCAAAUCAAAUCAUUUCUUGAUGAACAACGAUCUCAUUUUCAUCAAUUAAUUAGUAGUCAACGAAUGUUAGUGACAACUGCAUCUAUGGAACCAACAUUCUGCUGGUUUAAAAAUCCUUUUUCUUCGUCUCAUUAUAAUUUAAUGGUUCAACAACAAAUGGAUAUAUUUAGAAUGUUACAUAAUAUUGAUGUGGCAUUAAUAAGUCUAAGUGAAUGUGCAAUAAAGAAUGAAAAAGAAUUGGAAGAAGUGAAAUUUCAUGCAGCAAACGUUCUUCUUCUUCCAAAUGUUCAUAAUGAAUUAUUCUAUCUCAGUAAACAAUUAAAUGAUUGUUUACAACUUUGGUCAACUUAUUUUAAUGUCACACAAACUUGUUGCCAUCAGUUAAUUCGUGGUUUAAUAACACAUCGUAGAAAAUUGAAUCAACAAGAUUUAUUCGAAUAUGAAAAAUACCUAAGUCAAUUACAUAAAACCAUUGAUCGAUUGAAAAAUGAACAUCAACAAGGACUCAAUCGUUUAUUUGAUCAUUAUUUUCAUCGAUACAAUCAAGGAGAACAACCCACUACAUUUGUUCCAUAUGCUCAAAAUGAGCAUACUGAUUCCAUUCUUGUUGCCCUAUCAGCAAUGUAUUAUUCAAUCACACAACUAGCUCAUGCAGCAUUAGCUUUAGGUACAACCGUUCGUGAAGUUUUUGAACUUGAAACUACGGAUUUAUAUCAAUCGUUUUAA